AUGAGUGAAUCAACAAUGGCUGCGAGCACGAACGCCACAGAUGGACAGUACUUGAGGCUGAUUGAACUACUUGCAGACUACGAUUCCACCUUAGAGCAACUCCAAAAGGGUUUUCAGGAUGGGCAUAUCCAUUUAAGCAGGUCAAACUACUAUAAUAAAGAUUCUUUACGAGGGAAUUAUGGUAAAGACUAUUGGGAUAAAACGUAUGCGGGCCAACUGAUGGCAACAGUAGAAGACUCCAACUCGAAAUCAGUGAUAGACAUUGUUAAAAGAAAAGUUCAAGAAAAUGAAGAGACGAAAAAAGAAGAAGAUAGUACAUUGGUCCAAAGAAAGAAAGGCGCGAAAUCAGAGGAGCAAAAACCCAAAGAUCCCAAACUUAAACAGGAUUACGACCCAAUUUUAAUGUUUGGCGGAGUGCUAUCAGUACCUUCUUCACUAAGGCAAUCGCAGACAAGCUUCAGAGGUUGCAUCCCUCUGAUGGUCCAAUUAGUUAAUUACAGAAACGAGAUAUUAACGCUAGUUAAGACAUUGUCUGAGCAGAAAUAA
Saccharomyces kudriavzevii IFO 1802 is the source of this 546-nucleotide messenger RNA. It is a transcript of the gene VMA22, whose product is annotated as Vma22p. Lineage: Eukaryota; Fungi; Ascomycota; Saccharomycetes; Saccharomycetales; Saccharomycetaceae. Gene Ontology annotation, biological process: vacuolar proton-transporting V-type ATPase complex assembly. Bases 1 to 546 code for a protein of 181 amino acids. The record is from RefSeq and is a predicted model, not a curated record. Gene Ontology annotation, cellular component: Vma12-Vma22 assembly complex; extrinsic component of endoplasmic reticulum membrane. The transcript has a single exon.